Molecule: messenger RNA, 1956 nt
Organism: Trifolium pratense (red clover)
Lineage: Eukaryota; Viridiplantae; Streptophyta; Magnoliopsida; Fabales; Fabaceae
Exons: 5
Coding region: 273-1787 (504 amino acids)
Source: RefSeq, a predicted model, not a curated record
AAUUUUCAAAAAGUAGUAGUAUUACUAUUAUGGAAAGAAAGUGAUUAGUAAAAGUUUUGAUAAUUUUAAGGAUUAAUUUAGGUGGUUCCCACAUCCCAACCAACAAAACAACAUUCUUGUUCUUUGUUUCUAGUCUUAGUAGAGUUGAAAAUAGAAACACAAUGAAUUUGUUGUAUCUUUUAUUUGAAGAACAAAGAAACACACACACUGCGUUCUUCUCGUGAGCUUUUGUUUCCUCUUUGAAAGGAGGAAAUUGUUCCUAUUAAAGGAAAAUGGAGCUUGCAUUAAUCAAGUUUAACCCGGAUGAUUCUCAUACUCAUGAAAAUUUGAAAAGUCCUUAUACUGAUCGUAAAAGGAAAAGGUUAUGGAAAAGAGUGGAGUUCAGGAAUGAUAGUUUGAAGCAGAAUCGUAUCCCUAGUGUUUCAAGGAAAAGAAGACGGGAGGUCAGGAAUGAUAGUAUGAAGCAGAAUUGUAUCCUUAGUGUUUCAAGGAAAAGAAGACGGGAGGUCAGGAAUGAUAGUUUGAAGCAGAAUCGUAUCCCUAGUGUUUCAAGGAAAAGAAGACGGGAGGUCAGGAAUGAUAGUUUGAAGCAGAAUUGUAUCCCUAGUGUUUCAAGGAAAAGGUUACGGAGAAGACGGGAGGUCAGGAAUGAUAGUUUGAAGCAGAAUUGUAUCCCUAGUGUUUCAAGGAAAAGGUUACGGAGAAGACGGGAGGUCAGGAAUGAUAGUUUGAAGCAGAAUUGUCUCCCUAGUGUUUCAAGGAAAACUGCGAAGAAUUAUGGAAAUAUGGCUGUUUUUAUAGAUGAACAUGAUCAUAUGAUAGAUGAUGAUGUAGCUAAAGAUUGGGCAAUUUUUUUGGCUACAUAUAGUGGUGAUGAUGACGAUGAUGAAGUGGAUGAAAAUUACGAAUCCUUUUUUCCUACAUAUAAUCGUAAUAUUGAAAUUGACAGUGAUGAAACGGAUGAAGAUUACAAAUCCUUUUUGUCAUAUAAUCCUGAUAUUGAAAAUGACAGUGAUGAAGCGGAUGAAGAUUACAAAGCCAUUUUGUCUAAAUAUAAUCCUGAUAUUGAAAAUGACAAUGAUGAAGUAGAUGCAGAUUACAGAUCCUUUUUGCCCACAUAUGACCCUGAUGUUCAAAUUGACAGUGUUAGUGAUCAUAAUGGUGGUUCAAACAUUGACGUCGACUUUGGCAAAAACAAUGAAGAUUGUGGACUACUUAAAUCUGUGAUGAUUAUUAACGGCGAUGAAGAGUAUAAGUAUGAUAUGAAUGCCGCAAUCACAUCCCAGUUGGAGGAUGGGAGUAAUUCCUCUGAUUCAGAUCUAAUUGUUUUGGACUCUAAUCAAAUUUGUCAAGAUACCCCUUUCGUUCCUUCAAAAUUAUAUGAUUCAUCUUGGUAUGGAGAAGAAAUGAACCCCAAAGACAACAUGCAAACACCUGCUUAUGAUGAUUCUCAUUUUAGGAGAAGACUUAUGCAACAUCUUGAGAGGCCUUAUGACCGCAAAGAGUACAAGGAUCUUAUAAACAGAUUAAUCAACACAACUCAAAAGGAACGCCAUUUCGAAACACGUCAGAGGGUGGUUGAAUCUUAUCGCUCGAAUGGUGUCACUACACCGUUUCAUAAAACGUACCCUGAUAUAUCCGAAGCUAUUGCUAAGGUGUCCACGGAAAAGCCUAGAGUUUUGUUUCUCUUGCGCGGAUUUUUUUUCUGGUUGGAAAACGUGGCUCACGAUGGAGCAUUUCAGCCUUGGCAUGAUGAAUUGUGCAUGGAGUUAAUGCGAAAAAUGUAAAAUUGGAAUCUCUUAUAUAUAGGAUUAGGAAGCAAUGGUAUUGAAUCUGCAUAGGCAACAAUGUUUAUGUAUACAGUUAAACUUAUCAGUAAAUUAUGAUACAUUAUGCACUUUGCAGUAUCUGAAAGUUAAAGUUACUUCCUUAUUAGCUAUUGGAGGAAGAAAACCA